UGAUUAUCUUAUUAAAAUCAAUUCUGACAUUUUAGACCAUUAUUAAACAGUUUAGUAGAGGUCAGAUUUAUAUAGAGUGAGUGUGGUAUGACAUCGGGGCCGGGCUUCAUUCUACAAAAAUUCAAUCAAGUCUUCCGUUCCAGGUACAAAAAAAAUGCUGCAGGACUUGACAUAGAGGGACCCUCUACCGGCGGGAGGGCCGCGAGAAUGCUGAUAAUGCCUUCGGUGCUGGAAGAAGUGGAGGACAACUCCGUAUUUACCCCUUUAGUGGACUCCAGUGGUAUACGAGUGAUCCCACCUAGCCCUUCUUCAAAACCUUUGAAGAAUAUUAGUGAAAUCAAAAGCCUUCUUCAGCAGGGCCGAAAGCAAGAAGUGAAACAAAUUUUACGGAAUAAUUCUUGGCCUGUGAACAGUCCGAUCCGAACCGAACUGUGGCCUGAAUUGUGUACACAGCAUCAAAAUGACAAAUCCAAUUUUAUGGAGGGGUUCUACUGGGAUAUGGUUAAUCAGGUUUACGGGACCACCGAUCUACCAGACAAAUCUGUAAGUUUGCCACCCUUUGUGGAACCAUCUCACUGUCAGUCAUAUUAUAUGACACAUAAAGGAAGAAGUAUUACAGAUCGUGUUGUGUCAGUGUUAGGAUAUGCUUGCCCAGAUAUUGUUUAUAGUCCAACAAUAUAUCCAAUAUGUGCUCUACUUCUUCACUUCAUGACUGAAGAGGAAGCAUAUCACUGUAUGGCCAGUUUGGUAGCAUCGAAAGAAAAAACGUUCAUCACACAAACAAAACUUUUAUACGAAGUAACGUGGAAGACUGUUAUGCAAAUAUGCAAAAAACAUGUGAAGUCAGCUGCAGUCCAUCUUCAGAGGCAUUGUACAACUAAUCGACAAGAAAAAAUAUACAUGGACUGGAUCUGGUGGAUAUUUCAAGGACUACCUUUUCAACAUCUCGUGAGGGUUAUGGACUGUUUUUUCCAUGAAGGGGUAAAGGUAUUAUACCGAACAGCGAUGGCCAUCCUUAUCCUAUUCCAAAAAUUUUCAUCGUCAUCGUCUUCGGAAUGGUUGGCGGAAAUCCAGAAGAACGGUGUCGACAGCGCGCUGACGAAGUUCUGCAAGGAAUGCCCAGUGUCGCCGCAGAAGGUGCUCAAGGUAGCGUUUGGCAUUAGGGGAUUGAGUUCCUCGUACAUAUCGAGGGUUUUUUUGAAGACUGAAAUGAUUCUAAAGAGCAAAAAUGUGGUGAACGGCUCGAGGUUAGUGAGGUCGAGGUCGAGUGAAAACUUACCAAAUAGCCAGAGUCAAAACAAUAUCCAGAUGGUAUCGCAUACACUUACCAUUCGGGAGAAAAUGUCCGAAGAGAUGUACAAUGAAAUGUUACUUACUCUUUGGUCCUGGUUACCUGUAAGAAUUACCAUGUACCAACCGAUACUGCUCUACACCACUGAAGAACAUGGCUGUUCCUUGACGACGUUCUACGUUAGGGUAGAACAGCACGAGCCUACCCUGUUGAUGAUUAAGACCUGCAACAAUGAGGUAUUCGGUGCGUACUGUUCAUCACGUUGGGUCGAGAGAAAUAUAAAAGACGAUAGGGGUAACAGACAGGCGUAUUUCGGCACGGGAGAAACCUUUCUGUUUUCGUUAUAUCCAGAACGAGCGAAAUAUCCUUGGGUUGGUAUGGAGGUAGAUAAGGUUCAGCACGGCGCAGAACUUUUUAUGGCGGCUGAUUCCAAGAUGAUUACUAUUGGAGGAGGAGAAGGCCAAGCGAUCUGGAUGGACGAAAAUAUAAGAUACGGCAAAACGGAUACUUGUGCAACAUUUAACAAUCCCCCCUUAGUGCCAGGUGGUGAUUUCGAAAUCAGAGUAUUGGAAGUUUACGGAUUUGCCACCGAUCAACUCAGCUAGACAACGACAGCCAACGAAGAAAAAAUAUAGUAGUUUAUAUAUGUUACAAGACGCUGCAGAUUUUUGUAGUUUAAUUUAUUUUCUAGAAUACUCGCAGAAUAAAAAUACAUUUUUAUUUA
This is a messenger RNA of Diabrotica balteata, 2015 nucleotides long. NCBI's taxonomy places the organism in Eukaryota, Metazoa, Arthropoda, Insecta, Coleoptera, Chrysomelidae. The record is from the annotation of a GenBank genome assembly.